CCCACAUGUGACUACACUAGACACGCUAAAAACAUUUAAACGCUAACACGGCUAACACGUGGAAACUUACCUAGGUAUUCAUGCAUAUAUCCGAUAAAACUUGACAUUUAUCAGGCACUUAGACAUUACAUACACAUAUGUAUGCAGUACUAUGCACAAAUGAGUCGUUAACUUUAAACAACGCUUCAUUCUACGAACCUAUCAUUUCAUGUUACCAACUAUAGACAUCUAUUAAUAUCCAUGAUCACUAUUAGUGGACUUGAUUAAUGCGACUCGCCAAUUGCCUCGACAUCACAGGCUUCUGUUAAACACACAGUACGAAGUAGUCAGUCUUGAGUUUCUCGACUUACGAAUUACAUAGUGCCAAAAGGCAGUCCACAAGACAGAGCACUCCAACAACGGUUCAGCCUAUCUAGCCUUUAUUCAACUAUCCCUGACGUCAACAGACUCACAAAUUCACAAUGGCAUUCCCCUCACGGACACUCCCUAGCCAUAUGCGCCAAGGUUCUACCUCAAGCAACCCUGGCGCUCCGUCUAGUGGACAGCCUUCCGCACUCCUAGCCAGAGUUAACGAGAAGAAGGCGGAGCUGGAGAAUUUGAAGGAGCUACGAGAACUGAGCGCGGCUAUGGCGAAUCAGAUGGAAGCCUUGGAGCAGAAACUGGCUACUCUAUCCGAUGGAACAGAAGCAAUUGCAACGGUGUUAGGUAACUGGCACAACGUUUUACGUGUCAUUAACAUGGCAUCAGCCAAAAUACCUACCCCAUCAAAUCCACCAACUGCAGACGAGUCUGAACCAGAAGCCCAAGAGGAGGAAACAUUACCUCUACCACAAACUCUAGUCCGAAUACCGACGGACCAUGCACCAGCCUUACAGGCUCAGGCCGAGGCUGUCAUGGAAAAUGAGGCCAACUCAUCCUUGACACCCUGAGUAGGUAUCUUUGUUGCAGGUGAUAAGAAGGGAUCUCAAAGAAAGCAAUUACGUAGUGAUGCUUACUUGCCGCCUCAUCAUUGACUUUAUGAUGUUUAUGGACAAUUAUGUCGCAUAUACUUUCCAGUCGAUAUACAUAUGUAUGAGUCGUAACCACUAAUACAUAACUACUCUUAUGUACAAGUCUGAAAUGGAGGAAGAUGUCUGUGCUGCAUUUCCUGCAAGGAUAUCUCGAUUUAAAGAAAAAAGUGAAGUGGGGGAAAGAUCGCGUCUAUCUACGUCAGCUAGGCUCAGGGAUCUUUUUCCCAUAGCAACAGCUUAGUAAGAAACGCGAUCAAUCAGACGCGAAAGAAAAGACGGUUCAUUGAGCUAAACUCACAAUCAAUUGUCGACUAUCAAGUACAAUCUAUUGUGUACCCAGUAGACUACCAGUAUGUAGUGCUUGCCUAAUUAGUA
Molecule: messenger RNA, 1385 nt
Organism: Hypoxylon fragiforme
Lineage: Eukaryota; Fungi; Ascomycota; Sordariomycetes; Xylariales; Hypoxylaceae
Product: DASH complex subunit Dad2-domain-containing protein
Exons: 3
Coding region: 462-929 (155 amino acids)
Biological process (GO): mitotic cell cycle; attachment of spindle microtubules to kinetochore
Cellular component (GO): mitotic spindle midzone; mitotic spindle; mitotic spindle pole body
Source: RefSeq, a predicted model, not a curated record